Messenger RNA from Trichobilharzia regenti, 1322 nucleotides. Lineage: Eukaryota; Metazoa; Platyhelminthes; Trematoda; Strigeidida; Schistosomatidae. The record is from the annotation of a GenBank genome assembly.
AUAAGAAGAUGGUCUACUUUACAUACAGCCACAUAGCCUUCAUCACCGUGUUGGCAUUUGCAGCCACAAUCUCAGGUGAAUUGACAAAUGUAACUCUACUUGAAAAUUUGAAAGAAAAUUCUGAACAUGGAAUAUCCAGAGCAAUUUCGGAACUCAAAUUUGCAGAAGGAGAAAUUCAAAAUAUUACAGACAAGAUUCUCAGUCAAAAUGCAAGCUUACGAGGAGAAGUAGAAGAGUAUACGGCCUGCCUGGAAACUGCAUACAAAUACAAAUGGGGUAGAAACACAUUCAGAGAUAUCUCAAACGGUCUCCUGGACAACAUUGUGGGAAACUCAAGUGAUGAUGCGAUAACCUGUUACCUUGAAGAAGCCACAGGAUAUGAGAAAAAAAUGGAGGCGUUCCCUAUAGAAGGAUGUCACAAAAAUCUAGCUUCCGCGAAUAAAGAAGGUAUUUGUUUGUUCCCUUUUUACAUUCCUGAUGAAAUCAAUAACACUUCCACAUACACCUACGAUAAAGAUUUAUUUUCAGAUAUCACAAUUCCUUCAUCAUGAUUUAAAUUCGUGAACACCCACCACGUAUUUGGCAUCAGUCUACGAUGGGGAUUUCCCGAGAGUCAAAAAUUAAUGUACGGAGGAGGAUGAGCGAGUUUAUUGGUGGUCUAGGAUGUGGUCAGUCGUCUACAAAUGAAAUUGUUCAGAUGGUGUGAAAGACAAUCUGGUCAACGUAAAACUGGAUGAGCACUAACACAGUGACAUGAUGAUUGCAGUUUGGACAUGAUGCAAAGUUAACAUCAUAAAAGUGGAUGAGUUUGUAGAGUUGUCGAUUGGUUGAGUCUGUGCGUGAAACAGACUGUUUUGCGUCAUUUCAUGUAACAUAAUUUUGUGUUCAAAUCUCAUAAUUUGAUUCUGAGAAAUACAAUCCGGAAGAUUUAUUCUUUCAUGAAUUAUUCCAGAUGUGGAGCAAUUGGAAUUUCAAAUCCAAACAGUAUUCUACUCCAACUACUUGUAUAGUACUGCCAUUUGUGAGUUCAUUUUCUCUGUAGAAUUAUUCGUCAGAGUCUAUCGAAUAUUAGUUAUCAUACGAAUGCAGUGAUAGACAACAAUCCCUUUCACUGGUCAAUUCAAAUUUCUCCAAAUCGUUUUUGUCAUUUCCAGUUUCCAAGAAAUUUUACACAGCCCAGUUGAAGAAGUUGAAAGGAAAUUGAGGAGAAGAACCAGAAUGAGUGUCAAAGUCGGUAUACUACUGAAUACUUGUAGAUUGUAGAAGCUUUCGUAAAUGUUAAUUUUAUUUUGAAUUAAAUUAAAUAAAUCAAUUAUCUGCUA